GUAGCAGCAGUAGCUAUGGGAGGGAGGUGUGUGCAGUACACACACAGCGUCACCCGGCACCGACCGCCCUGCUGCUGCCUGCGCCAGUCCCCGCAGCUCCCCUCCUCCAGCCUCCAAGCGGUCACAGCGGCCCAUGUCACCUCUGUGUAAGCGGCGGCCGGGAGCUGCUGCCCGGUGACUGGGAGGAGACCUACUUCCCCGGCUACCGUGUGUCCCGUCCCCAUCCGAGCACCCAGCUCCCGCCGCCAGGCACCUCCCCUCCUCCCCCGCCCGGCAGCAGCGUCACCCAGCACCGGCCAUGCGCGACUAUGAUGAGGCGACCUCCUUCCUGGGGGACUGGGGACCCUUCCAGCUCACCAUCUUCUUCCUGCUCAGCGCCAGCAUCAUCCCCAAUGGCUUUACCGGCCUCUCCGCUGUUUUCCUAGCUGCCACCCCCGAGCACCGGUGCCUGGUGCCCGACAAUGGCACCCUCAGCCUGGCCUGGAGGAAUGUCAGCAUCCCCUGGGAGGAGAGGGACGGGCAGCAGGUGGAGAGCAGGUGCUGGCGGUACAGGCUGGAGACCCUGAGGACUUACUCUGCCCUGGGGCUGGUGCCCGGGGUGGAUGUCAAUGUGAGCGGUAUACAGAGGGAGAGAUGCCUGGAUGGCUGGGAGUACAGCAGGGACAUCUAUCACUCCACCAUUGUCACAGAGUGGGAUCUGAUCUGCGAUAAUGACUGGAAAGGGCCAUUAACUACCUCACUCUUCUUUUUGGGAGUGCUCCUUGGCUCCUUUGUGUCGGGACAGAUGUCAGACAGGUUUGGCAGGAAGAAAGUCCUGUUUUUUACUAUGGCUGUUCAGACCGGCUUCAGCUUAGUACAAGUCUUCUCCAUCAACUGGGAAAUGUUUACAGUGUUGUUCCUCAUUGUUGGAAUGGGCCAGAUCUCAAAUUAUGUGGCAGCUUUCAUACUUGGUGCAGAGAUACUCGGCAAGUCUGUGCGCAUUAUCUUCUCUACGCUGGGCGUGUGCAUAUUCUAUGCGGUGGGAUACAUGUUGUUGCCACUGAUUGCGUUCUUCAUCAGAGACUGGCGGAUUCUCCUGCUGUCCCUCACUGUUCCAGGCCUGUUCUGUAUUCCUUUGUGGUGGAUUAUCCCAGAGUCUCCUCGAUGGCUGCUGUCUCAGGGCCGAGUGAAUGAAGCAGAAGACAUAAUAAGAAGAGCUGCCAAGAAAAACGGCAUAACAGCACCUGAAAUAAUAUUUAGUGUAUCGGAGCUAGAAGAUCUGAAACGCCAGUCUCACAAGACUUACACCUUUUAUGACCUGCUGAGAACCCGGAACAUCCGUAUCAUCACAUUUCUAUCAAUUUUACUCUGGAUGGUAAUAUCAGUGGGAUACUUUGGCUUAUCCCUGAACACUCCCAAUUUGCACGGCGACCCGUAUGUGAACUGCUUCCUGUCUGCUAUCAUUGAAGUCCCUGCUUAUAUCAUAGCCUGGGUGCUCCUCCGCAAAUUCGCCCGCAGAUACUCCACAGCUAGCACACUGUUUCUCGGGGGAGUUGUUCUCCUCUUCAUACAGCUAGUGCCUCAAGAACUUAACAUCCUGUCCAUCGUGCUGGUCAUGCUCGGGAAAUUUGGAAUCACAUCUGCGUUCUCCAUUGUGUACGUGUACACUGCCGAGCUUUACCCUACUGUAGUAAGGAACAUGGGACUUGGUGCCAGUUCUAUGGCAUCCAGAUUGGGCAGCAUUUUAUCCCCUUACUUUGUUUACCUUGGUGCGUAUGACAGGCAUUUGCCUUUUGUAUUGAUGGGCAGUCUCACAGUCCUUGUUGGCAUUUUUACCUUAUUUCUCCCAGAAACAUAUGGCAUGCCACUGCCAGACACCAUUGAGGAGAUGCUCAGAAUAAACGGAUUUACAAAGUACAAAAGAGGAGUUAGACAUUCACGACAGAAGAAUGGAAACGUGAGGGAGCUUUCUAACACUGCAUUAUGAGACUAAGCUGCUGUCAUCUCCACGCAGAAUGGAUCUUUAACUGAAGGUGUUUGUCCAAAACUGAACUGCCGUGUUGUUUAACCCACAGCUCUAGAGACUAUAGGCUAUGGGCUCAAUGAUACACACGCCAGCUCCUAACACUGCAUUUCUCAGUAACACCUCCUAUGCCAGGAGAGCCACUGCGGUGUGCAUUAUCUUCAACACAGAUCUGCUGCAGAUUGCAUCGGAGGGAAAAGCUGCUGUCAUUUAUGUGCCAAUUUAUUUUUAUUUAAUUCUCUUCAUAAAAUUGGCACUUUGUAAGUGUCCAGACACAGAAGAUUGAAAGAUCAUAAAGCAACAGGGAUUUGGGGAAUUAGAGGGUCAUGUGGAAACGCACAAAACUGAUAAUACGUUAUAACUACUAAUUAUGUUUUGUUUUUUUAAAUAUAUUAUGUCCUUUUAUUUCAUUUAUAUGCAGCAUUACUGACCACUCUACUUGCACCUUUACUAAAACUGGGCCACCUGCAUUCCAUUGUCCUAGAGUACUUUAUUUAGUGGGGAGUUUUGGACAGGGCUUUUACAACCCAAUACUUGGCAACCAGUAACACACUGGUGGGAAUUCAUUUGCCCGUGGUAAAAAUGUGACUAUACCACGAUUUUUGUUUUUGGGAGGGGUGUGAAAACACACAGGUCCGUGAGCUUAUGUGUUUUCGUGGCCGUUAUCACGAAAACAGGACACUUAUUGUGGAUUUCCCUAAUAAGUGCUAGCGUCUCCCUUCCUUCAGGGCUAAUUGAAUAUCCCUGGAGGAUCAAUUAUCCCACUGUAAUUGAAUCCCACCCCCAUAACCUUUUAACAAUAUCGAGCAGAUUUGGGCACCUACAGAAAAAUGUACCCUGUUGAUCACAGUUGCUGAUGGAUGGGAUUCAAUUCAGAUACCAAAGUUAUAUAAUGUUUUUCUCCUUAAGAAAAACUUUUUCCUUGGGUUGUAUUCUCUAAAAGUCAUUGCCUAUUGCCAAUAAUGGAGUAAUCUAAAACACAAAAUGGGCAUACAGUAUUUAUGAAAACUGGUACCUAUAGCAACCAAAUAAUUUCUGUAAUUUUUCCAAUGUAGCUGAUAGUUAAUGAAUGAAAGCUGUAGAUUACCUCAUUACACCUUAUUUAUGUGUAUGUCCCCCCACAGUGCGUGCAGCAACUUCUAGUGUAGACAAACAAGAAAGUGCUGUCAGCAUUUUAACGUCAGAUAGUUCAGAUGAAUUCAUGAAUUGUAGCUGUUUUGUUGAUGCUUCCAUGUACUGUGUUGGCUGACAUUUUGAAUAAUGCUUUUUCUCUUACGUCCUAGAGGAUGCUGGGGUCCACAUUAGUACCAUGUUGUAUAG
Molecule: messenger RNA, 3322 nt
Organism: Pseudophryne corroboree (corroboree frog)
Lineage: Eukaryota; Metazoa; Chordata; Amphibia; Anura; Myobatrachidae
Product: organic cation/carnitine transporter 2-like
Exons: 10
Coding region: 299-1966 (555 amino acids)
Biological process (GO): transmembrane transport; carnitine transport
Cellular component (GO): membrane
Molecular function (GO): quaternary ammonium group transmembrane transporter activity; ATP binding
Source: RefSeq, a predicted model, not a curated record